Messenger RNA from Paramormyrops kingsleyae, 942 nucleotides. The record is from RefSeq and is a predicted model, not a curated record. NCBI's taxonomy places the organism in Eukaryota, Metazoa, Chordata, Actinopteri, Osteoglossiformes, Mormyridae.
CUCCGGGAAGUGGCAGACAGGUCUGUGACGACCAGAAGCCGCAAAUAUGGGAUGACAGAUGCUUCUCCGACCAAAUCAGCCUCUUUUUCACCUGAGACGUGGUACCGCAAAGCGUACGAGGAAUCCCGGUCUGGCAGUCGUCCUGCCCCCGAAGGUGCCGGCUCUGUGCCUGGUUCGUCCGGAACACCCUCACCUGGAUCUGGCACUUCGUCUCCGGGGUCAUUCUCGGGCUCUCCUGGUACCACGUCUCCGGGUAUCGGCACAGGCUCACCGGGAUCCCUCGGAGGUUCGCCAGGUUUCGGCACCGGAUCACCUGGUUCGGGAAGUGGGAGCUCGCCGGGGUCUGAUCGUGGAGUUUGGUGCGAGAACUGUAACGCUCGCCUGGUGGAGCUUAAACGUCAGGCGCUGAAAUUGCUAAUUCCCGGACCUUUCUCCGGCAAGGACCCCUCGUUCCCCUUGCUACUCCAUGAUAAGCUCCAGGUCCCCAACAGCACACGCAAGGCCUGGAGCGAGCGGGACAGCCGCUGCGACGUCUGCGCCACCCACCUCAGCCAGCUGAAGCAGGAGGCUGUCCACAUGGUCCUCACCCUGGAGCAGAAUGAUAGGUCCCCCGGCUCGCCCCCGGGGCCAGCCGGCCACCGGGGAGCCACGCCCCGCGACUGGGCUCACCUCCCAAGCGCUGGCUCUUCCACCUCAGCCCCCGGAGCUGGCCCCGGCCAUACCAAACACGGGUCCAAACCGAACAGCUUGGGUGUGGGUAGCAGGGUGGACAAGAAGAACGGCUCUCCUGAUCAUGUGACCAAGCCCCACCCCCCCGGCCUGAGCAAUGGCAACGGGAACAUCGUCAGCUCAGGGGCCACACAGCCACCCCUGUAUCUGGAUACCAACUGGUCCAUGUCCUGUGCCAAUGGUGUCACUCUUUACCCAUAUCAGUGCGCCUAA